AUGUACGCUGAUCUCGUGGAGAAUGGAGGGCGGAGGUCUGUGAAGGAGCGCCUUAAUGGGAAUGGUACUAGUGGUCUUACUCGGCUGCAGUUAGGUUUUGAAUUCGGUUGUGGUUUUGCCUUACAAUCCAAGUCAUGCAGAGAUGAAAUGCUCCAUAUUGAAAGCAACGGUGGAGGCAAGGUGGCCCCAACAAGCAUGCAAGAUCUGAGGUGUCAGAGUGCUAAAAAUGCUUCUUCUGGCCGUGCACACCAGAUAGGUAGCACUAGUAAGGAGGUGAAGGUGAAGAGAGGGAAAAGGACAGCUGCUAAACCAUCAAAAAGUUGGAGCUUGACCCUGAGUUGCAGAGGAAGAAGAGAGUUGUUGGCUAUAAAAUAUAUGUUGCAGAAGGCAAAAUGA
Molecule: messenger RNA, 396 nt
Organism: Sphenostylis stenocarpa
Lineage: Eukaryota; Viridiplantae; Streptophyta; Magnoliopsida; Fabales; Fabaceae
Source: the annotation of a GenBank genome assembly